CCACUUAACCAAUCCGGUGCUCCUCCUUCGGGCCCCCCAAUCUCUUCUGGUCCUCCACCUCCAUUGAGCACUCGAAUGCCACCUCCUCCAUCUUCGCAGGCUAACCUUUUCAGAACACCUUCCAUGGCACCCGCUUCUGGCGCUGGGCUCUCAUCUAGGCUUUCGUCAGGGUCUAGCUACUCUGGUCUCUCCUCACUCGUUGUCCCGGCAUCCGCUGGUCGUAUGCAUCAAGCAACCUCGCACAUGGCCAUUCCAGUCUCAGUUCGUUUAGGAUUUCCCACCUCAGUGAUGCCUGGUAUGACACCAGCUUCUUCAGCACCUUCACUUCUGCUUCUUCCACAGCUUAAUGCUUCGCCUGGAAGAGGCCCAGGCCUACAUUUUGCCGUUUCUUCAAUGACUCCAUUGCGUCGUCACCAAGAGGACAGCAUUAUGCUACCUCAAACCAAUCCAGCAAGGCUUGAUGUUGGAGUGACUUUCAUUUUGCUUGAAGAGACGAGUGGAGGGGAUUCGUAA
Molecule: messenger RNA, 513 nt
Organism: Protopolystoma xenopodis
Lineage: Eukaryota; Metazoa; Platyhelminthes; Monogenea; Polystomatidea; Polystomatidae
Source: the annotation of a GenBank genome assembly